Harmonia axyridis is the source of this 2731-nucleotide messenger RNA. Its product is annotated as zinc finger protein 845-like. The record is from RefSeq and is a predicted model, not a curated record. Bases 761 to 2419 code for a protein of 552 amino acids. Gene Ontology annotation, molecular function: RNA polymerase II transcription regulatory region sequence-specific DNA binding; DNA-binding transcription factor activity, RNA polymerase II-specific. Lineage: Eukaryota; Metazoa; Arthropoda; Insecta; Coleoptera; Coccinellidae. Gene Ontology annotation, biological process: regulation of transcription by RNA polymerase II. Gene Ontology annotation, cellular component: nucleus. The transcript has a single exon.
GAUUCCUCACCUGAGCUUCUAGGUGAGCUGGAGCUGCUAGAAGAAUUACUACGCCGACGCUUUGCUAGAGUUUCCUCAUCUUGAUGAUAAUUUUCGUUCGCCAUUUCUAAUAUUCUUCUUGAUCGUGACCCCAUCUUGAAAGAAAAAAAAAGCUUUAUUAGUAAAAUAUUAUUAUAAACAAUGUGACAAGAUGAUGAAUUUCUUCAUUCAAUAACAACAUUUCAAAGAUGUACCGCGACAUCCUGUUAUAAACGCUGUGUGAAUUUAAAUAAGUAUAAAAGUUAAUUACAUACAACGUGACAUGCUAACACUAACCAAUUUUAUUUUCGUCAUUUUCAAAGUAACAACGUGUUAUUAAAGUGAUGAACAAGUACGAUCAAUUAUUCUAUUAAUGCUAAAAUGCGACAUAAAAAGUGUAACACAUUAUAGAAUAAAAUAAAUAAGUAAUAAAAUAACUUACCUUUACUACAAAAAGGUGUCAUGCAGGUCGUGACACGUUGUUGUCUUAAAUCUCGAGCAACUGCUCAUGUGCACUGCACUGUCGCACUGAGGUGGCGCGGUGUGGAAAUAAGCUUAGCUGCCGAACGAGACAGCGCUACAACGUGACAUGCCCUCUCUUUUCCUCACACUUUUGUCAGUAUUGGCUUAAAUUAUACCACGUUUUUGCACUAAAUAGAUUCGAGUACGGUGAAUAAAAUGGUGGUAAUAACUCAAAACCGAGUUAUGCCAUUGUGACACGUUGUAGUUUUAAACGAGCGAUAUGGAUGCUGCUCCUUCGAAUAAACAAGAACAAGAAUGUCUAGUAUGCGAUUAUACAAAAAAUAACAAGACAAAUUUAAAACGGCAUUUUGAUGAGGUUCAUUUGAAUGAACGAGAACAUAAAUGUGAGUUUUGUGAGUAUGCAGCAAACCUAAAGGAAAAACUUGAAAAUCACUUAAAUGAUGUUAAUUUGAAUAAACGAGAACAUAAAUGUGAGUUUUGUGAGUUUGCAGCUAACCAGAAGGGAAGUCUUGAAAAUCAUAUAAAGGCUGUUCAUUUGGAUGACCGAGAAUAUAGAUGUCACCUAUGCAACUUUACUUCAGCUCAUAAAGGGAGCAUCAAACAGCAUAUAGAUGCAGUUCAUUUCAAGAAACGAGAACAUAAUUGUGAAUUUUGUGAGUAUGCAGCUAACAAGAAGAAAAAUCUUGAAAUUCAUAUGAAGGCUGUUCAUUUGGAUAAACGAGAACAUAGAUGUCACAUGUGCAACUUUGCUUCAGCUUAUAAACAGAGCAUCAAAAAGCAUAUAGAUGCAGUUCAUUUGAAUAAACGAGAAUAUAAAUGUGAGUUUUGUGAGUUUGCAGCUAACCAGAAGGGAAGCCUUGAAAAUCAUAUAAAGGCUGUUCAUUUGGAUAAACGAGAACAUGUAUGUCACCUAUGCAACUUUACUUCAGCUCAUAAAAAGAACAUCAAACAGCAUAUACUUGCAGUUCAUUUGAAAAAACGAGAACAUAAAUGUGAGUUUUGUGAGUAUGCAGCUAACCAGAAGGUAAAUCUUAAAAAUCAUAUGAAGGCUGUUCAUUUGAAAAAACGAGAACAUAGAUGUCACCUAUGCAACUUUACUUCAGCUCAUAAAAAGAACAUCAAACAGCAUAUAGAUGCAGUUCAUUUGAAAAAACGAGAACAUAGAUGUCACCUAUGCAACUUUACUUCAGCUCAUAAAAAGAACAUCAAACAGCAUAUAGAUGCAGUUCAUUUGAAAAAACGAGAACAUAAAUGUGAAUUUUGUGAGUAUGCAGCUAACCAGAAAAAAAAUCUUGAAAAUCAUAUGAAGGCUGUUCAUUUGGAUAAACAAGAACAUAGAUGUCACAUAUGCAACUUUACUUCAGCUCAUAAAAUGAACAUCAAAAGGCAUAUAGAUGCAGUUCAUUUGAAUAAACGAGAAUAUAAAUGUGAGUUUUGUGACUUUGCAGCUAACCAGAAGGGAAGCCUUGAAAAUCAUAUAAAAGCUAUUCAUUUGGAUAAACAAGAACAUAGAUGUCACAUAUGCAACUUUACUUCAGCUCAUAAAAUGAACAUCAAAAGGCAUAUAGAUGCAGUUCAUUUGAAUAAACGAGAAUAUAAAUGUGAGUUUUGUGACUUUGCAGCUAACCAGAAGGGAAGCCUUGAAAAUCAUAUAAAAGCUGUUCAUUUGGAUAAACAAGAACAUAGAUGUCACAUAUGCAACUUUACUUCAGCUCAUAAAAAGAACAUCAAAAGGCAUAUAGAUGCAGUUCAUUUGAAUAAACGAGAAUAUAAAUGUGAGUUUUGUGACUUUGCAGCUAACCAGAAGGGAAACCUUGAAAAUCAUAUAAAGGCUGUUCAUUUGGAUAAACGAAAACAUAGAUGUCACAUAAGCAACUUUACUUCAGCUCAUGAAAAAAACAUGAAAGAAGAGAUGUAGUUCAUUUGAAGAAUGCAAUUGAAAGGGAAGAGUCGAUAAAGAUAUGAAUGUUAUUCGCUUCAAUAAACGAGAAAAUAUGUGUUAACAUUUUCAACUACUCAUACUCAUAAUCAUACUCAUACUUGCUUACGAGUAUGCUUCAGUUAAAAAAGAAACCUAAAAAAGCAUAUAAAAGCACUAUUCAUUCGAAUGUAAAAAAACUUGAAUAUCACCUAUACAAGUUCACUGUAGUUGGUAACAAAAUUGUCAUGUGGAAAAUGAGGAACUACCUCCAGUACCUGAUGAUAUUGACGAUUCAGAAUUGAAUAAUUU